Messenger RNA from Medicago truncatula (barrel medic), 2763 nucleotides. Its product is annotated as hydroquinone glucosyltransferase. Gene Ontology annotation, molecular function: UDP-glycosyltransferase activity. NCBI's taxonomy places the organism in Eukaryota, Viridiplantae, Streptophyta, Magnoliopsida, Fabales, Fabaceae. The coding region runs from base 176 to 2521 and encodes 781 amino acids. The transcript is spliced from 3 exons. The record is from RefSeq and is a predicted model, not a curated record.
CUAUUAGAAUUAAAAUAUGGUAAAUAUUAGUACAUCAAUACCAACACAUGUUGCUGACUUGCUGUUGCAGCACGUGCAUAGUUAGGUGAGUUCUAUUUUUAGUUUUUCCUUUCACAACCCACAAAACAAAAGCAACAGUCUACCUUGUGUUCUGUGAACUUAACCACAAAUUUUCAUGGAGAAAACAAUUCACAUUGCUGUUAUUCCAGGUGCUUGGUAUAGCCAUUUAGUCUCUAUUCUUGAAUUCUCCAAGCUACUUGUUCAGCUCCAUCCAGACUUUCAUGUCACUUGCUUCAUUCCUACACUUGGAUCACCCUCAAGUGCCUCAAAGUCAUUCCUUCAAACUCUUCCAUCAAACAUUGGCUACACUUUUCUUCCACCUGUGAAUCCCAACGACCUACCUCAAGGGACUAGUGUAGAAUGCCAAAUUCAUCUCGCAACGACACUCACUCUGCCAUAUUUACAUCAGGCAUUGAACUCCUUAACUUUAAGGACUCCCCCUGUGGCACUGGUGGUUGAUUCUUUAUCUGCCGAAGCACUAGAUUUGGCUAAGGAGUUCAACAUGUUGUCCUAUGUUUACUUCCCUCCUGCAGCCACCACUUUGUCUUUCUACUUCUAUUUGCUCAAAUUGGAUAAGGAAACAUCAUGUGAGUACAGAGAUCUGCCAGAACCUAUUCAAGCACCAGGUUGUGUACCAAUUCGUGGUCGGGAUCUCGUUGCCCAAGCUCAAGAUAGAUCGAGCCAAUCUUACAAAUUCUUACUCCAACGUAUUAAAAGAUUCUGUUCUGUUGAUGGCAUACUUAUUAAUAGCUUCCUGGAAAUUGAAAAAGGUCCUAUAGAAGCACUGACAGAAGAAGGAAGUGGUAACCCUGCUGUGUACCCUAUUGGACCCAUUAUCCAAACAAGAACAGAAUCUGGUAAUAAUGGUAUGGAGUGUCUGACAUGGUUACAUAAACAACAACCUUGUUCAGUUUUGUAUGUUUCUUUUGGAAGUGGUGGUGCACUUUCACAAGAACAAAUUGAUGAGUUGGCUAUUGGUUUGGAAUUGAGUAAUCAUAAAUUCUUAUGGGUUGUAAGAGCACCAAGUAGUUCAGCCAGUGGUGCAUAUCUUUCAGCAGAAAAUGAUGUUGAUCUUUUGCAGUUUUUACCACCUGGGUUCUUGGAGAGAACCAAGGAGCAAGGGAUGGUUAUUCCAUCAUGGGCACCUCAGAUUGAAACACUUAGUCACAGAUCAGUUGGUGGAUUCUUGAGUCACUGUGGCUGGAAUUCAAUCCUUGAGAGUGUGAUGCAUGGUGUGCCACUAAUCACAUGGCCUUUGUUUGGUGAGCAAAGAAUGAAUGCAGUUGUGCUGAGUGAGGGCCUUAAAGUGGGACUGAGGCCAAGGGUUAAUGAUAAUGGCAUUGUUGAAAGGGAGGAAAUUUCUAAAUUGAUCAAGGGUCUCAUGGAAGGAGAAGAAUGUGAGAAUUUGCGCAAUAAUAUGAAGGAAUUAAAAGAAGCUUCUACUAAUGCGCUCAAAGAAGACGGGUCUUCUAGAAAGACCAUUUCUCAAUUAGCACUCAAGUGGAGAAAUUUGGUGCAUGAAAACUAUGUUGUUUCUACAAGUAAAAGUGACAUUGCUCUCAUUGGCAACCAUUCCAAGGGAUCAAUGUCAAAUUCUAUUAGGCUUUUCAAAAUCACAAGUCACAUUUCGAAAGAUCCUAAGAUUAUUCAAGUUCAAUCGCAUCCUCCUCGAUCAAAUGCAAUUCAGAUGGCGCUACUAGAUGCAAUCCGAAAUUGGCAGCUAGUGGUGGCAUCUUUAGCGAGAGACUCCAUGGCUUCUUUCAUGGAUUUGGGAACAAAAUCUGAUAAAAGUAGCAAUGGUAUGGAGUGUUUGACAUGGUUAGAUAAACAGCAGCCUUGUUCAGUUUUGUAUGUUUCUUUUGGAAGCGGUGGUGCACUUUCACAAGAACAAACUGAUGAGCUAGCUAUUGGUUUGGAAUUGAGUAAUCAUAAAUUCUUAUGGGUUGUAAGAGCACCAAGUAGUUCAGCAUGUGGUGCAUAUCUUUCAGCACAAAACGAUGUUGAUCUUUCGCAGGUUUUACCAUCUGGGUUCUUGGAGAGAACCAAGGAGCAAGGAAUGGUUAUUCCAUCAUGGGCACCUCAGAUUGAAAUCCUUAGUCACAUAUCAGUUGGUGGAUUCUUGAGUCAUUGUGGUUGGAGUUCAAUCCUUGAGAGCGCGAUGCAUGGUGUGCCACUAAUCACAUGGCCUCUGUUUGCUGAGCAGAGAAUGAAUGCAUUUGUGCUGAGUGAGGGCCUAAAGGUGGGAGUGAGGCCAAGAGUUAAUGAAAAUGGCAUUGUGGAAAGGAUAGAGGUUUCUAAGGUGAUCAAGUGUCUCAUGGAAGGGGAAGAAUGUGAGAAAUUGCGCAAUAAUAUGAAGGAAUUGAAAGAAGCAGCUACUAAUGCACUUCAAGAAGAUGGGUCUUCUAGAAAGACUGUUUCUCAAUUAGCACACAAGUGGAAAAAUUUGGUGCAUGAAAACUAGCUUUAAGGAAUGAUUUUGUUAAGUCUAUUUGAAGCAUGUUUACAAGACAUUCAAUUUGACAGUUGAGUUGGUCUGGUCUUUAAUUUUACGUAGUUUUCUGCUGUAAAGUGAUUUCUCAUUCUUGAUGCUUAAGGAGAUCUCUAAAAGAGUCAGAAAAUAUGUAUUUUCAUGGCAUUACCCUGCGUAACUGUUGUACAGUAUUGAACAUUGUUUCAUAUUUCAAUUAUGUUAUUUUCGUAUAG